UGGGAGCUGUGAGGGCGGGAUGGGCGGGGGGGCGUGUGGGUGGUGCGGCAAGGAGGCGGAGACGAGGUGUACUGGUUGCAAGGAGGUGUUCUACUGCAGCAGGGCGUGUCAGAAAGAAGGAUGGGUGGCUCACAAGGACGCGUGCAGGCCGUUCACGGUGACCAAGAGGAAGGAUGUGGGUCGUCUGCUGGUGGCCUCACGUGACCUGGAAGUGGGGGAGAUGAUCCUGAGUGAGGCGCCCUUGGUGAUUGGCCCCAGGCAGGACUCGGAGCCCCUGUGUCUCGGCUGCUACAGGAGGACCUCGGGGGACUACAGAUGUUCCCAGUGCUCAUGGCCGCUGUGUGGCCGGCAGUGUGAGGCCAGCCCUGACCACCAGCCAGAGUGUAGGGUCACCAGGGCAGCCGGGAUCACCAUCUCCCUCCAGCAGGUCCCCGGGUCACCAAGCCAUCCCUAUGAACUGGUCAUGCCACUCAGGUGCCUGGUGGUGGCGGGGCAGGGCGGGGCGGAGGCACAGCGGUGGAGAACCUGUACUGCGCGGCUCAACACCACACGCCUGCAUUCCUCCACCACACAACACCAGCAGCAGCAACUACAGCUGGAGCAAGAGCACAUCCAGCAGCUGCAGCAGGUGGCCACAGCACUGCGGGACACUUUCAGACUACACAGCUGCCCGGGAGUUGAUUCCUCUGACGCCUCAAUUGUGACUAUCCUAAGCCUCCUGCAGCUGAACCAAGUGCCCACUAAGAUGCCGUAUGCUGAGGUGAUGGCACUCUACCCCAUGGCAUCUCUUGUCAGUCACUCCUGUAUGCCCAACACUAAGCCACAGUGGAAGGAUGGGAAGUUGACCCUGCUAGCCUCGGACCCAAUAGCAAAAGGAGACCCCAUCACCGGUCUCUACACAGACAUCCUAUGGGGCACACGGGCGCGCAGGGACCACCUCCGACACACCAGGCAUGUUAACUGUAGCUGUCGUCGCUGCUCUGACCCCACUGAGCUCGACACAAAUUUCUCUGCUCUUGUCUGUCGCCGAUGCAGAAAGAAUGUGCUGCCAUCCAACCCACUUGAUGACACUGCGCCCUGGGUGUGUUGCGGGUGUGGCCUGCAGGUAAGUGUGGAGGAGGCACUGGCCCUGAGUCUGGCCCUGGGUGCUGCAGUGGAGGAGGCUCUGGGGAACCCGACCAUCACCAGCCUGGAGGCCCUGCAGGGGGAGUGGCUGAAGAAAGUGCAUCCCAACCACUACCACCUGCAUGCCGUCAAACACUCCCUGCUGCAGCUGUACGCCAGGACGCAGGAGAAGGCAGACAAUGGGGACAAGGAUGACACACACUGGCAGGAGAUUGCCAAGAAGGAAGCAGCUUGCAAGGAGUUCCUGACAGUAUGCUCUCGCCUGGACCCCUCUACUGCCCACACCGCCCACUGUGUUGGCCUCACCUUCUACGAGUACCACAAAACCAUCCUGCAGAGCGCCCAGAGACACUUCGCCCUCAACCGCAUCUCCCGCCAACAGCUGAAGAAACGCAUGCUUCUCUCCAAGGCGUUGCUGAAGAAAACCAUGGACAUUUUUCGAGAUGAGGCCCCAGACACACCAGAGGGGCAGCUGUGUCACACGUGUGAGGAGGAGGUGAUACGGAUUGGGAAGUGGAUGCUGGCUGUGGGGCUGGUGUGAGUGUAAGAGAGAAGAAGAGAGGAGAAGAGGAAAUGGAAGGCUUGUGUGAUAGUGUGAGAAGAGAUGAGAGAGACUAAGAAAUGUAUGGAGAUGAAAGAUGAGUUUACAGUGAUGAAAGGUGUUAAAAUGUUUCUAAUAUAGAGUUAGGGAGAGAUUAGUUGCUGAGAACUGUAAUAGAGAGGAAGAAUGUGUUUCAAAAGGCAUUUAAUGCAGAGUUUGCUGAAAAAAUGAAUGAGAUACAGUGAGAAAGGAUGUUUAAAAGAUUUGUAAUACAGAGGUGAGGAAACAAAAGGACUAGGGAAGGAUUGUAAUAAAGAGAAAUAGGACUUCUGUGUGUGAGAGUGUGAGAGAAGCUGAGGAGGAAACGUGGGAGUGCGUGAGUGUGAGGAGGUGAGAAAGGUUGGGAUAUUGUAUAUUGUAUUAUUCAUUUACUAGCAUGGUUGGGAAAGCUGUAUUUAACUGAUCAUUUUCUUGGUUAAUUCUGGAUUGAGGUGAAGGAAGGAAGAAAGGUAGGAAUUUUUAAGGAAGGUUAAGGAAGGUAGUUAGACGUCUUACUAAUUAUUCAAACUGUCUUUUUGAUAACUAAUGGAAGUAGGUGUUGCAGUGUGGGGAAAUAAAUGUUUCUCAUAA
This is a messenger RNA of Scylla paramamosain (green mud crab), 2296 nucleotides long. RefSeq names its product SET domain-containing protein SmydA-8-like. Gene Ontology annotation, molecular function: protein binding. The record is from RefSeq and is a predicted model, not a curated record. The transcript is spliced from 8 exons. Bases 20 to 1666 code for a protein of 548 amino acids. NCBI's taxonomy places the organism in Eukaryota, Metazoa, Arthropoda, Malacostraca, Decapoda, Portunidae.